AUGCAGGUUACCAGAGAUAAUUUUCCUGCAAUAUUUCCAAAGUUUGUGGAGUUGUUGCAAACCUGUGAUUUUUACUCCUUUGAUGAGGAAAUGACAGGUAUUAACACACCAGAGUUACCAGAAAGUAUGACAGAUUCACCUGAAGAGAGUUAUCGGGCCAAAUGUACUGUAGCUAGUCGAUAUAAUAUUAUUCAAGUUGGAAUAUGUCUUUUUCAUAAGGAUAAUAAGAAUAGUAAAUCUACACCUACGCAGUAUAUUGCUCGUCCUUUUAAUUUUAUUCUCUUUCCUAAUCAUUCAGAUGACUUUACAAUUGAAGAAAGGUCUAGAGAUGUGGUAUUAAGUCCUUCUUCACUUGCAUUUCUUCGUCGGCAUGAUAUGAAUUUUCAAUCUUGGAUUUAUUAUGGUAUAGCGUAUUGUGAUAAGGUACAAGAAGAAGCAUUACGAAAAAAACACCAGGAAAGGUAUAAGGAAUUAUCUCAAAAUAAUAAUAAUAAUAAUAAUAAUAAUAAUAAUAAGGAUCAAGGUAUAGAUAUUAUGACUGAAGAAGAAAAAAAAUGGUUUGAUAACGCUGUGUCUACGGUUCGUACUUUUUCUGAUCGAAUACAAGAUACAUUAAAUCGAGUCAAAGAAAAAAAUAAAGAUUUUCCAUUAAGUAAAAUAGAAUUAGCUGCUACAAUGGAUCUUUUACAAUCUAGUGGACGAGAAAUUUUUCUUACACCUGUAAAAAGUAAAACUGUUCGUGAAUAUUUUAAACAAUAUGUUGAAAAACAUUUUAAUAAUGUUUUAAUUUCUUUUAGACGACAAGGUUCAUCUUUUACCGGAAUUGUUCGCGCUAUAUUUCCUGAGGAACGUGCUCGUUUAGAAAAAAAAGAGGAAAAUUUUAAAAAGCGUGAACUAACAGAUAUGUUGGGUUUUCGUUUAAUUUUUAAAGCUCUUGUAGAAAGUGAAAAACCUUGUGUGGGUCAUAAUUGUUUUGCAGAUAUCCUUUUUUUAUUUGCAUCUUUGGAAAGUUCAUUACCUGAUACUUUACCAGAAUUUAAAGAGCGUUUGGGAAAAAUGUUUCCUAUUAUUUUUGAUACUCGGUAUAUUGCAAGUCGUCAAGAUUAUUUUCCUCUAGGACGGUUUGGAUCUCGUUACUUGGGUGGUUUCUUUGAAGAAUAUGGAUUUAAUUCAGCCAAUAUACAAGUAAAACUUCCUUUGGGAUUUGAGGCAUAUGAUGCUAUGACGACUGAAAAAGGAGAACGAAAUAGCAGCAGCAGUGGUAGUAGUAGUGGCAACAACAACAAGAACAAUAAUGGAUUAACACAUGAAGCGGGAUAUGAUGCUUUAUUAACAGGUACAUUAUUACUUAAUCUACUUGCAGAAAUGGGAGGAUAUGAUGUAGCAACCGCUCCGAAAAACGUUAUAAAUCGUGUAGCCUUAUUUCGUUCCCUUUACGCAUUGCGUCUUGAUGAUUUGAAGGAAGAUGAAUACCUUCCUGAAAAUGGGGUUUUGGAACUUCGACAUGAGAAAAAUAUAAAAGUUCAUCAUAUUGAAUCCUGUUUUUUAACAUUAUCGUUUCAAAAUGUUUCACUUUACACAAUUGACGAAACCCGAACCUUGGCAGUACUUCCGUCUUCAUGGUCUAAAUCACCUACUUUGGUUGGAGAAAAUAAAGAUGCCAAAUGGCUUUCUACAUUCAUCACGUCACGUUUUCCACAGUAUUUUGAGGCAUCUUUGUACGACCCUGCCCGAAACAAACCGGGAAUGGGCGUCGGCCCCUUCCGAACGACACCCAAAGCUUUGAUGCGGGCGGCAUUGAAAGCGGCCCUGCGUUGA
Molecule: messenger RNA, 1818 nt
Organism: Trypanosoma theileri
Lineage: Eukaryota; Euglenozoa; Kinetoplastea; Trypanosomatida; Trypanosomatidae
Product: putative ribonuclease
Exons: 1
Coding region: 1-1818 (605 amino acids)
Cellular component (GO): cytoplasm
Molecular function (GO): RNA binding; 3'-5'-RNA exonuclease activity
Source: RefSeq, a predicted model, not a curated record